CUGAAGUGUUGCCAUUCUUCGCAGUUGCAAAACAGAACACGCUCCAGCGUGAAUUGUGGCGUCACUUCUGCGUAGCGUGAUAGAAUCGUACCUGUGGGAAACUCUUCUGAGCCGAUUACGCAUUUUUCGCCGUGGAGUGGUCAGUUAACGAAAUCACAAGUUAGCAUCAUGAGUGAGAAUCGUGGGUUUGGUUUCGGGUGUCGAGAAGCGCCGGAUAUUUGCGACAAGUUUUUGGAAAACCAAGGAUACUACCGCAAACACACAGCAUUAGACUCGUCCUCGCUGUUCCGCGUCGUCUCCGAGCAGCAGUACAGCAUCCAGUUACACCACGAGGAAGUCCGCAAGCAAUGUGUAAACUACAUGCGCGCCAAUAGAGCGCAAUUUAAAAAGGAUAUCAAGUGGGACUUUGAAGGGUAUUUGGAUAAUAUGAGUCGGCAGAAAACGCACGGUACCCUGGUGGAACUGAAAGCCUUGGCGCAUCUGCACAAAGCGAAUGUUCGGUUGUUCGAGCCGUUUGCCGAUGGAAAAUGGUUCCUGCAGAAUGAUUCGUACGAUAAUCUUUGGAGAGUGUUUAUCGGGCGUAAUAAUCAUUUCGAUUCGAUUUAUACCAUGGACCACAUUACUAAUAUGGCCGAAUGCCAAGCGAUAGUGUAUGACAUACUGUACACGAAGGUGUUGCUAAUGCCUGACGUGCAGUAUGCGGUUGAGCGGAUGCUGCACGAUCCUGAAGAUCACAGGAUCGCGUACGACGAAGACGAGCAAGGUAGCAAAGUCGUCACAACAGAAGAUGGCCGACAAAUGAAGCUGAGCGCGGCUAGCGAAACGGAAUGCGUGCUGAAGAAUUCGCAACUGUGUCAUUUCCAUAACAUAACAAACUUUGAUGCGAUUCAGCAGUUCUUCGCCAUCCAUGGUUCGGCCGAGGGCUACCGUGUGUACGUUGGGCUGAACGUGCGCCAGGGUGUAAAAAAGCCGAAUCCGUUGCUGGAGGACCAAAACUUGUCCUGCGUGCGUCAGUUGCUGAACCUAGGCAUUACGCCGUUCCCGUACAAGGUGGCCAAAGCACUCGAUCGUAACAUCUACCGGAACGUGGAGUUUGACGUGUGGCACGAGAUCCGGGCGGAGAAAUGGAAAGCACAUCUUUUGCAGAUAACACACAGAGCACAUAACGAGAACCAAAUCGAUCAAACGAGACAGUCUUACGAAGAUAGAUAUAUGGAUGGAGGCAAUCGUCGAGGCAAGCGUAUAGAAUUCGUUAAAAAUCCGUUUAUAGAGCCGUCAGAGAUGAAUGAACUGAUCGAUGCCAUAGCAGAAGAGGAGCCCCCUGCACAGCAUUUGAACACAAACGAAGUAGCCGAUCCUCAUCUGGCACUUGUGCCCUAUCCGGUGGAGCAGUGCGAGUAUCUUCCGCCACCAGUUCAGUUCGGCGACACGAACGCGGUUAGUGUGGUGGCCUCCGAUCAAAACCAAUUGCCAUUUGGUGACAAGAACGGACAGUGUCCUGUAGGAGGGAUAGGAUGCUGUACAAUUCUCCCGUUCUACCCUGUUGCUCCAAUGACAUUUCAUGCAUUACCUGGAAUGAAUCAAAUGCAGCAGCUGCCCGCCAUUAUUCCAAAUAACAAUCAACAGCUUGUUUCUGAACAACAGCAACAGCAACAGCAACAGGCAUUUGUGCCGAACUCCUCCACGGUGAUUCAAGCUUCCAACGAUUGUUCAAUGCUGUACCAUAUGCAACAAACUCAGAUAACUCAGCAGGUGUUGCAGCAUCAAAUGCAACAGCAGCAGCUCCAGCAACAGCAGCAACUCCAGCAACAGCAGCAGCUCCAGCAACAGCAGCAGCAACAGCAGCAGCAACAGCAGCAGCUUCAGCAGCACCAACAUCAGCAGCAGCAACCGCAAAUCAUUUGCCCAUACGUUCCGAUUGCUGGGCAUGCACCGUACAUACAUGGGUGCAUUUAUAACUGUGUGCCAAACGUAGGGGAAGGAAGCAAUCAUGGAACUAUAGCGUUGACGUACGAUAUAAAUCCGUUGAACUCACCGCCGCAUUUCAAUUGUGCCCAAUUUUGGCCCAACAAUUAAGCAGAAUGUUUGGUUUUGAUGCUGAUGUAAUGGUUAAUUUCUUCGAUAAUUUUAUAUCGAUUUUUUGUCAUAACGAGUUCUCUUAAAACUUGAUUGAGGUAUUCGAAACAGAUUAUCGAAUUCUCUCAUUUCUUACACUUUAUCACUUUUUUAUGCUGUGGAUGAUAUUGAUUUCGUAACAUGUUUUUGUGAAUUCAUCACAUACUCAGCGAAUCCGAUCGUGUGUGGGUUACAUUUAAAGUGUGAAUUUUUUUUGGCGUUACUGAAAUGUAUGUUUAAUAUUUACACGAUAUUUCCUGAUCGAAUUUCAUGUAAACCAUCAAAAAUGCAUUCCAAUAAAUU
Messenger RNA from Anopheles merus, 2418 nucleotides. RefSeq lists its product as uncharacterized. NCBI's taxonomy places the organism in Eukaryota, Metazoa, Arthropoda, Insecta, Diptera, Culicidae. Gene Ontology annotation, molecular function: cysteine-type deubiquitinase activity. The coding region runs from base 169 to 2076 and encodes 635 amino acids. The transcript has 9 exons. Gene Ontology annotation, biological process: protein deubiquitination. The record is from RefSeq and is a predicted model, not a curated record.